UCUUGUCUCACCAACACAGCAACCUAUCCACCGUUGUAGGCCUCCACAAGCCAUGGCGAGCGUUCGCCAAAAGAAGAAAGGAAUCCGUGCUGCUUCGAGCCCCCCUGUUGAGUCAUCUCUGCCUAGACCCAAUGUGGCGCCGCCUCCCGCAGGCCUUGCUGCUGCACGCGAAAGGGCACGUUCUCCGACCUCCUCCGCAGCAGUGGCCGCUCCGCCCGCGGCUCCAGCUCGCACCGCAGUGGUGCAAUCAGCGAGGACCAAAGGCAAACGCUCACCCUCGGGAGCUACGUCCUCAUCGAGCUCUCCAACCCACAUGAAAGGGGGAGCCCCAGGGACUAGACCGGUCUCAGAAGGCCAGUGUAAUGGAAGGCUGGGUUCAGCAGCAAGAGGAGCAGAUAAAUCCCUCCGUGAGACCGUUCGCCAAGUGCUGCUCUCCGAUGUCGUUCGCAUGGACGGUGGCGGCAAAGGGGCGAGGGGGGCAGGCAGCGAUGCCUGGAGAGUGAUGGUGCUGGAUGCCCGGGCAACCCGCGUCAUCUCUUCCGUCUUGGGCAUGUACGACAUCAUGGAGGGGCACGUCACAGUCGUCGAAGAUUUGCACAAGGCCCGGCAGCCAUUUCGAGAGAUGGAAGGCGUUUACCUCGUGGCGCCCACGGCGGAAUCUGUGGAAGCGAUAAAGCGCGACUUCAGUUCCCCGGCGGAUGCUCUGUACUCCAAGGUGCACUUGUUCUUUUUGGAGAGGGUGCCGCCGGACCUGCUUCAGAGCAUCAAGCAGUGCCCCACCCUCGUAUCCCGACUGAAAACCUUCAAGGAGAUCAACAUGGACUUCCUCGUGCCCGAGAUGCAGUCGUACCACUUGGAUAUGGGCAGCCUGUCAGGGGCGGGGGAGGUAGAAGCGGCGGCGCACUUUCGAGAGCUGUAUGGAGGCAGGGGACAGGCGAGUGCCGGUCGUGUGAUGGCAUCGAUAGCGCAGAGGCUAGUGACACUGUGUGCAACGUUGGGGGAGUUUCCGCACGUCAGGUUCGCCGCAGAUGGCGGGGGGCGAACGGAGGGGGUGGCGACAACGUUCCAGGCGAACAUGGAAGAGCUGGUGUCCAACUCACCGACGUGGACCUUCCGUGGACAGGACAGCAGAGCCUCGGACGGUGGUCGAGCGACCCUUCUUCUCUUGGACCGUGCGGACGACCCGCUCUCGCCGCUGAUGCACGAGUUCACCUACCAGUGUCUCGUCGAAGACCUCCUCGGCAUUAAGGACGGGCGCGUGACCUACACGACAGAGACUGGGAAAGGAAAGCAGAAGAAGGAGGCCCUCUUGACUGAUUCCGACGCCUUGUGGGCAGAGUUCCGCCACAAGCACAUCGGGAAAGUCCUGACCGACCUAGGUAACCGUUUCCGCGACUUGGUGGCCAGCAAUGCCGGAGCCGCGGCGUUGGUCAAGGGCGAAGGUCGACAGAUGUCGGUGGAGCAAAUGGCUAAGGCGACACGGGGCCUCCCUGAGUUCCAGGAGCUGAGCAAGAAGAUGUCGCAGCACGUGCGCCUGUCGCAGGAUUGCAUGGACAAGUUGGAGAGGAAGAAUCUACUUCAGGCUGGGGCGUUGGAGCAAACGAUGGCACUGGGCACUGACGAGCUUGGCAGGAGUAGAAAGUGCAAGGAUAUCUUGGAGGGGUGGGUCAUCGAAGGCAGCGACGUGCAACCGGGCUUGCUCGAGAUCCUCAAGGCCUCGCGGACACCAGAGGAGAUGAAGCUCAGACUGGUCGGCAUCUUCAACGUUACCCAGACCAAGGCCACUUCCGACGAGAAAGCGAGGGUUGUCAGGGCAGCACAGCUAGCCUCGACGUCAGUGCCGACGCUGACCGGCUUGGAAAGACUGGCGGCCGCGGCGGGGGUCGGCGGCGGGGUCGGCGGCUUCUCCGAUCCAUCCAGCGCCAAGAAAGGCAACAAGUUGUUCAAGUCGCUCGGGUUCGGCGCUUCUAAGCAGGAAGAAACGAACGACUUCACCCACAUGAGGUAUAAAACUCCCCUGAAGGAGACCUUGGCCAAGAUGCUCUCGGGGACCCUGUCUUUCGACGCCUUCCCUUCCCUAUUGCCUAUGCCUCAAGAGGCGCCGAAGAAGGCGGUGGGACGCAGCAUCCGCAAGGGUGGUGGGCAGGAGGCAACAACGUACAGCGGAGCUCGAGUAAUCGUGUUCGUGAUCGGCGGCGUGUGUCACUCGGAGAUGAGGGCUGCCUACGAGGCAAUGCAAGAAUACGGACGGGAGGUCAUUGUAGGCGGCACGACGUUCUUACCCCCAGCGGGCUUCUUGCAAGGCUUGAGCGGGUUGGCUUAGCACCGUACGGCUGACAAGGGACGGUAUCCGAGGGUUUGUUUUCUUUGUCUUUUCAAGUCGGUAAAUUGAUCGCGCCGUUGAACGCUACAAACUCGGCUGUCUGACGUACUGAGUUAAGAUACCCCCUGGGUCUGGUACCCGUCUGGCGGCAGUGCAGCAAUCGCACGCAACCCAAAUGAGGUUCGCUGGGUAGGUAGCACGGGGUUCCCGCGGCUGAACCGGAGAUUUAACAUUUCCGUUAACGUUUGCGUGAUCUCGCGCAGAGGUGCCUUGAACCGUCUCAUCGAGGGAAUGGACGCGAUGCACCACCCUUGACUUUUUUUUUUCUUGGCCGGAAAAGGCGUGCGGUUUUAUUCACUCCUUGGUGUUUGUGUGUGUACAAGUACUGUUUCUCAAGAGGUAUUUUACGUUGUUGUGUCUUCUACCGAUGGGUGGUAUCAUUAGGUUUGCCAUGCGAUUCAAGUUUUCCCCGACAACCAUAUAGCCUAGUCUAACAGGGAGCUCAGCGCGAGGAUGGGGAGUUUCUGUCGGCUAGAUUCUCGCUGGGAGGUUCAUUCAAUUCAUGGUUGGUGUGUUCGUUUUGUAGAGAUAUCCGGCGGAGUGUAUCUUAAGUGUUUUGUUCAAGUGUUUUGUCUCAACGUAAUGUGUGCGUUCGCCAAUUUGUUUUGUCCAGUAUAUCAACCCGCAAGGUCGAUCGCUGCAUCACCAGGUGACCCCAGGGUGAGCACCAAACACGAGACAAUGAGCCCGAUUAAAGACUUGUCGAAGGCAUGCUCGUGUGCCUUUCACGUUCUGACUCGUGAUUUCCCAAUUUGGACAGCGAAAGCUGGGAAUGCAGACUCAGGAAGGGUAGGUAUCGUUGCUGGAGUAGCUGCGACUCGUUCGUUCCGUUUGCCCCGACGCUUGUAUUCCGUUUUCGUUCCGUUACAAUUCCGACUU
Messenger RNA from Ectocarpus sp. CCAP 1310/34, 3262 nucleotides. NCBI's taxonomy places the organism in Eukaryota, Phaeophyceae, Ectocarpales, Ectocarpaceae. The record is from the annotation of a GenBank genome assembly.